Messenger RNA from Ruditapes philippinarum (Manila clam), 1170 nucleotides. Its product is annotated as gastrula zinc finger protein XlCGF8.2DB-like. Gene Ontology annotation, cellular component: nucleus. NCBI's taxonomy places the organism in Eukaryota, Metazoa, Mollusca, Bivalvia, Venerida, Veneridae. The transcript has 2 exons. Gene Ontology annotation, biological process: regulation of transcription by RNA polymerase II. Gene Ontology annotation, molecular function: RNA polymerase II cis-regulatory region sequence-specific DNA binding; DNA-binding transcription factor activity, RNA polymerase II-specific. Bases 256 to 699 code for a protein of 147 amino acids. The record is from RefSeq and is a predicted model, not a curated record.
UUAAAGUGAAAUAGAGUCAUUUUUCACUGGCGCGCCUAUAUAGUAUAACGCUGACAUUUAGCGCGUCUUUACACUAUGUUUGUAUAACGCUAAUGACGUCACGUCAAAAUAUAUGCACGGCCGUGCAAUAACAUUUUUACGGAGUCGCAAAAUAUGCAUGGGUGUGUGAUAAAUUUAAAUAUUUAGGCACAGUUUGAAGUUGUUUAAAUCAAAUUCUUAUCUUAUGCAAUAUAUCGUGUUUUCUCCUAUUUCAGAAUGGCUGACAACACAUUUGUAUGCUCUCAGUGCGGGAAAGGUUUCAAGUACAAGAGAAAUCUAAGAACUCAUGAACGCGGACAUUCUGGGACGCUACCUUUCACAUGCUGUGGAAAGGGAUUUGCUUCAUCGCGAGAGUUGGAAAGCCACAGAUGCUCUGUUCAUGGUGAAACCAAAAAGUUCGUCUGCAAGACAUGUGGAAGGGAUUUUGCCAGGGCCCAGACACUUGCUUUACACGAAGCUAGGGAAGCAAGAAAUGAAAUGUGUACGUGUGAUGUGUGUGGUCACAAGGCAGUAACCAAAGAUGACCUUAAGGUUCAUCUGGCCACACACAGUGAAGACAGAAGACACGGAUGUCAUGUGUGCGGAAAGAGAUAUAAACACAGUAGUUCUGUGUAUAAACAUGUAAAGAAGACGCAUAAUACUGAUCAAAAUAACAAUUAGCUCUCGAAACAAUGUCAACAGUAUUAGGAUUGUUUAAUUGAAUAAAUUGUUGACUUGUUAAGUCGUACAGUAAGUUGCUUGGUAAUAAUGUAACCGUAAUUUUCUAUAAUAAUAAGUUAGCUAUAAUUUCUGCAAAUAAAUUUGGACAAUGAGGGUAUCAUUUUAAUAUCUAUACUAUUCUACUUCACCAUUAAAUCAUUUUCAAAAAUGUUAUUGUCGAUAAUCAUUUUUAUUUUCAUUUUCAAGUUUUAUUUCAAAAAAUUAGACUGUGAUAAUUGAGUGUAUGUUUGUCAAAUCAUUAUGCUAUUUACUUUUUUGUUCACUUCUCAUGACGUCCGUGGGCCUCUUUUCAUAUAUGCUAAAUAAACAUAGAGUCAUGAGUAAUGCAGUAUAUUUCAUGUUUUAAUGUUCGUGUCUUUUGUAAGUAUAGAAUUACUCAAUCAUUGUAAUCAUUAUUUUAUUUGUGUAUUG